This is a messenger RNA of Hypomesus transpacificus, 3967 nucleotides long. RefSeq names its product SCY1-like, kinase-like 1 (gene scyl1). The record is from RefSeq and is a predicted model, not a curated record. NCBI's taxonomy places the organism in Eukaryota, Metazoa, Chordata, Actinopteri, Osmeriformes, Osmeridae. Gene Ontology annotation, biological process: protein phosphorylation. The transcript is spliced from 18 exons. Bases 137 to 2743 code for a protein of 868 amino acids. Gene Ontology annotation, molecular function: ATP binding; protein kinase activity.
CAGGCGAAACAAGUUGGGUGAUGUUUGUUGCAGUAACAGUACAGUAGCUUGCUUAGCCGCAUUAGCCAGCAGCUAGUAUCCCUAACAGAUUUCGCGAUAAUAGCUGUGUGCUUCAUGAGGCAGAAAGAAAGGAGAGAUGUGGUCCUUUUUUGCUAGGGAUCCUGUCAAAGACUUCAAUUAUGAAAUUUUGCCCGACACACAAGAAUCCUCCGGGAUAUGGACUCUCCACCGGGGAAAGCGAAAGACCGGUGGGGAGCCAGUGUCAGUGUUCGUCUAUGAAGUUGCCCAGGGUACAGAGGAACAAACCCAGCUAGCCAAGUCUGCCUUCAAACGAAUGAAGACCCUCCGGCACCCCAACAUCUUGGCCUAUGUGGAUGGACUUGAGACCGAGAAGAGCCUCUACCUGGUGACGGAGCAGGUGACUCCCCUGGCAGCCCACCUCAAGGCCCAGGCUGAGAGGGGAGGCUCUGGGGAGCUGGAGGUGUCCUGGGGGCUCCAUCAGAUUGUGAAAGCGCUGAGCUUCCUGGUGAACGACUGCCACCUGCUCCACAACAACCUGGGGAUGUGGGCGGUGUUUGUGGAUCGGGCCGGCGAGUGGAAGCUGGGCGGGCUGGACCACAUGACCCCGGAGCAGGGAGACGGCUCCUCCGCACUUCCACACCCGAAGACAGUUCAACCCGACAUGGAGAAAUACGACCCCCCUGAAUCGCCCAACAAUGGUGGUGAAAAAUGGGCAGGGGACGUUUGGCGGCUGGGCUGCCUGAUCUGGGAGGUGUUCAAUGGGCCACUGCCCAGAGCCUCCUCCCUGCGCUCCCUGGGAAAGGUCCCCAAGUCUCUGGUUCCCCACUACUGUGAGCUGGUGGGGGCUAACCCCCGGGCCCGGCCCAACCCCUCCCGCUUCCUGCAGAACUCUCGCUCCCCCGGUGGCUUCCUCAGCAACAGCUUUGUGGAGAGCAACCUCUUUCUGGAGGAGAUCCAGAUCAAAGAGCCAGCGGAGAAGCAGCAGUUCUUCCAGGACCUGAGUGAAAACCUGGACUCGUUCCCGGAGGACUUCUGCAAACACAAGGUGCUGCCACAGCUGCUCACCGCCUUCGAGUUUGGCAACGCCGGCUCUGUGGUCCUCACCCCGCUCUUCAAGGUGGGGAAGUUCUUGUCGGCGGACGAGUACCAGCAGAAGAUCAUCCCUGUCAUUGUGAAGAUGUUUUCCUCCACGGACCGGGCCAUGAGGAUUCGGCUGCUGCAGCAGAUGGAACAGUUUAUCCAGUAUCUGAAUGAGGCGGCAGUCAACUCCCAGAUCUUCCCUCAUGUUGUUCAUGGCUUCACAGACACCAACCCUGCCAUCAGGGAACAGACAGUCAAGUCCAUGCUGCUGUUGGCCCCUAAGCUGAACGAGGCCAACCUGAACCAGGAACUGAUGAGGCACUUUGCCCGACUGCAGGCCAGAGACGAGCAGGGCCCCAUCCGCUGCAACACCACUGUAUGCCUGGGCAAGAUCGCCCCCUACCUCAACGCCGGGACGCGGCAGCGCGUGCUGAUUUCGGCCUUCUCUCGGGCCACCAAGGACCCCUUCCCCGCGUCUCGGGCGGCCGGCGUGCUGGGCUUCGCCGCCACGCACAACUUCUACAGCGUGAUGGAGAGCGCGGCACGCGUCCUGCCCACACUCUGCACCCUCACUGUUGACCCUGACAAGAGCGUCAGGGAGCAGGCAUUUAAGGCCAUUCGGAGCUUCCUGACCAAGCUGGAGACAGUGUCUGAAGACCCAACCAAACUGGCAGAGAUAGAAAAGGAUGUGAUGUCAUCGGCGCAGCCAACAGGGGCGGCGACCAGCUGGGCAGGAUGGGCGGUGACCGGCGUGUCGUCGCUGACCUCCAAGCUGAUCCGAAACGCUCCGGGAACAGAGGGAGGGGCCCCGGUAACAGAUGGUGGCCCCACCAGCACCCCUCGCACCGGGAGCCCCAACACAGACACAGCCCCCCAACCUGCAGAGCCAGAGGCUAAACCACCACAGUCUUCCAUGACCCCAAAUGCUGCCUUUAACAGUGGCAACCAAUCAGACCCCCCUGCUGCAACAGUCAAAGAAGAGGAGCCAAUCGGAGACCGGUGGGAUGAUGAGGAGGACUGGGGCAGUCUGGAGGUGAGGACUGAGGAACCAGAAAAGGUUCCGGCAGACCCAGAUGAUUGGAAUUCCUCUGACUGGUCGGGAGUGUCAACAGUCAAGAAGAAGGCCAACGAGAGAGCAGUGGCUGGAGUUUCCUCCUCCGCCAUGAAAAAGCCCAGCGCAGAUUGGAGCAGCUCUGGCUGGGAUGCUGAUGACAGCUGGUCCAACGAGAAGGAGGCUGACGGGCAGGGUCAGAGUUCGCCAGGCGAGGAGGGGUGGGGCCACGACUGGGAGGAGGAGGCCGGCGCCCCAGGCAGCAAGAACGUCCUGCCAGAGGGGGUGCGGCUAGCCAGCGAGUACGACUGGGACAGCAGUAAAGGGUCCGGUCCCAGCGACCCCUUCGCCAGCGUGUCACAGAGAGCCGCGCCCACAGCCACGCAGGCUGGGGGUAGCUGGGGGGCAGAUGCCUCAGGAGACUGGGGCACAGAGGAGAGCUGGGAGUCGGUGGACGGGGCGCAGGGCCUAAGCAAAGCUGAGGUGGCCAAGAAGAAACGCGAGGAGCGAAGGAAAGAGUUGGAAGCCAAGCGUGCAGAGCGCAAGGCGGUCAAAGGUCCCCUCAAACUGGGGGCGCGGAAAAUUGACUGAGGAUUAUGAGACAAGAAAGGAAGGAACAUGGAGCGAUAAGACUUUGACCUUUAACUCUUCCUCAGGGAGUGGGGAAGUAUGGAAGGUGCUACAUUCCAUCAUGAAAGGGAGUAGACAGGACAAACAUGGGGAGAGGGUUAGGAGGAUGGGAACGAUAUGGACCUUGCCACAUGGUGCUACUAAGUGCACCCUGGCUUAAAGAGGAGGCAGAAUCGUGUCCCUGUAUUCACAAAGUUUGAGUAGCAGUGCAUAUCUGGGAUCAGUUCUUUGUCAUGAGAUUACACAGAUAGGAGGGAGGCCUGAUCCCAGAACAGCACUUAGACUCACGGUGAAUGCAGUCCUGUGUUUGACCUGGCGACACGUGCCACGAGGCGAGAUCAAGAGGACUAUUCUCAAUAUUGAUCACACAUUGCUCAUCUGUUUUUAGAUAAACCCACCAUAAUGUUGACAUUGUAAAGUGUACAUAUGCACAUUUGUCUGAAAACAACCAAGAAUCAAAAGUUUGUUUUUAAAGAUGAAUAUAUAUACAUAUAUACAUAUCUAUAUCUAUAUAUAUAUAUAUAUAUAUCCCAGUAUAGGAAUAUAAGUGGGUAGAUGCUGAAUGUUCAAUUCAUUACAUUCACAUACUACACACAGAAUGGGUUAUGAAUGUUUUAGAGCAACACAUGACAGAUGAAGACUAAUACAAGUCUGUGCAUGCGUGGAACUGUAUGUGUGAACUCAGCUACCAAUCAGUUCACUAUUGUACCUCCCUAAGAGGGUCAGUGAUGGUCUCUGUUUUUAGAAUGGAUCUACAGAAUUACACACCUGGACCCAUUCACAAGCAGUGGGGUGUUACAUCAUGCUUCAUCAUCAUGCAUCAUUUCAAAGAAGACACGAACAUCCCUUCCUGUAUGGAUUCAAGUCACAAUCUUGUCAGUCAUACAAGUUCAGCACCGUGAUUCUUUGUGAGGAUGGUUGUAUGCGGGGGUGGGUAACGACAAGUUAUUUCCAUUGGUCUUUAUUUGUGCCUUUCUUUGAUGGCAGCACUGUUCAGGGGUGCCAGUGGCCAGGUGAUAAACUGUAUGCUGUAUGUUUAUGUUGCACAUUGAGAGGUUUUAUUUUGAUGUUUUGUUCAGUGACAAAAUAAAUAGACAGUGGGGGAACGGAUGCAUUAUUUUGUAAAGUUGGGGAAACUUAUGUACAAUGUAAACUCCAAAAGAAAAAUAAACUAUGCCAACUAAA